This is a messenger RNA of Oryza sativa Japonica Group (Japanese rice), 1776 nucleotides long. The record is from RefSeq and is a predicted model, not a curated record. NCBI's taxonomy places the organism in Eukaryota, Viridiplantae, Streptophyta, Magnoliopsida, Poales, Poaceae.
UCUCUCUCUCUCCUCCGGCCGCGGCUGCUCCCCCCCCCCCCUUUCGUCCCCCAAAAUCUCCGCGCCUCCGAGAAGAUUCCACCGGCGGCGGACGACGACGACGAAGAGGAUGGUGGGGAGCGUCGGGAACGGCCUGGUCGACCUGGGUGGCGCAGCCGUGGCCGUGAACGGCGUCGGGAAGGGGAUGCGCCCCGAGGCGGUGGCGGUGGCGAUGGAGGUGGAGUCGCCGCCGAGGCCUGCGGAGGAGGAGGGGGAGGGGUCGCCGACGAGGAGGGAGAUCGUGCUGGGGAGGAACGUGCACACGGCGUCGUUCGCGGUGAAGGAGCCCGACGCGGACGACGAGGAGACCGGGGAGCGGGAGGCCGCCAUGGCCAGCGUCCUCGCGCUCUACCGCCGCAACCUCGUCGAGCGCACCAAGCACCACCUUGGUUACCCGUAUAACCUGGACUUCGACUAUGGUGCACUUGGCCAGCUGCAACACUUCUCCAUCAACAACCUUGGUGAUCCCUUCAUCGAGAGCAACUAUGGUGUACAUUCCAGGCAGUUUGAGGUGGGAGUAUUGGAUUGGUUUGCUCGCAUCUGGGAGUUGGAAAAGAAUGAGUACUGGGGGUACAUUACAAACUGUGGCACAGAAGGAAACCUGCAUGGUAUUCUUGUUGGGAGAGAGGUAUUCCCUGAUGGAAUCCUGUAUGCUUCCCGUGAGUCUCACUAUUCAGUAUUCAAGGCAGCAAGGAUGUAUAGGAUGGAUUGUGUUAAGGUGGACACCCUUAUUUCUGGGGAAAUAGAUUGUGAAGAUUUUCAGAGAAAGUUAUUGCUAAACAGAGACAAACCUGCCAUUAUUAAUGUUAACAUUGGAACAACUGUUAAGGGGGCUGUCGAUGAUCUUGACUUGGUUAUUAAAACACUUGAAGAAGGUGGCUUUAAAGAUCGGUUUUAUAUCCAUUGUGACGGUGCUCUUUUUGGACUGAUGAUACCAUUUGUCAAGAAGGCACCUAAGGUAUCAUUUAAGAAGCCUAUCGGGAGUGUGAGCGUUUCCGGGCACAAGUUUGUAGGAUGUCCCAUGCCAUGUGGUGUCCAGAUAACAAGACUGGAGCACAUAAAUCGUCUUUCUAGCAAUGUUGAAUAUCUGGCAUCAAGAGAUGCGACGAUCAUGGGAAGUAGGAACGGCCAUGCUCCGAUCUUCCUCUGGUACACCCUGAACAGGAAAGGCUACAGGGGCUUCCAGAAGGAGGUCCAGAAGUGCCUGAGGAACGCUCACUACCUGAAGGACCGCCUCAAGGAAGCUGGAAUCGGCGCCAUGCUCAACGAGCUGAGCAGCACCGUGGUGUUCGAAAGGCCCAAGGACGAGGAGUUCGUCCGGAGGUGGCAGCUCGCCUGCGAGGGCAACAUCGCUCAUGUCGUGGUGAUGCCCAGUGUGACCAUCGACAAGCUGGACUACUUCCUGAACGAGCUGACGGAGAAGCGGGCGACCUGGUACCAGGACGGAUCAUGCCAGCCUCCCUGCCUCGCCAAAGACGUAGGCGAGGAGAACUGCCUCUGCAGCAUCCACAAGAAGUGAAGAGGAGCUUAUAUAUUAUAACAAGGAGCCAUGUUGCAGUGUAGCUUUGUGUUGUUGUCGUGGCCUGAAGUUAGUACUCCUAAUGCGUUGUGUUGUACCCCGAUGCCUUCUGUAUGUAAUAAUGCGUUAUGCAGUCAGUGCAGCUUAUAAUGUUGUUAUCGUCAGGAUAUUACAGUUAAGUUAAAAUUGAUGGGAUGAAAAUUGCAUCAUCUUUACCU